Molecule: messenger RNA, 888 nt
Organism: Coprinopsis cinerea okayama7#130
Lineage: Eukaryota; Fungi; Basidiomycota; Agaricomycetes; Agaricales; Psathyrellaceae
Exons: 3
Coding region: 1-888 (295 amino acids)
Biological process (GO): regulation of transcription by RNA polymerase II
Cellular component (GO): chromosome
Molecular function (GO): chromatin insulator sequence binding
Source: RefSeq, a predicted model, not a curated record
AUGCCCCCUGUGAGAAAGGAUAGCCGCACUGUGGACUCGGGUGCAGGUGCUUCGAGCAAUCGGGAAUGUCCGCACUGCCCGAAGGUUUUCCGUCGAGCCAGCGACAUCAGUCGUCACCUCAGGACUCAUGAUAGCAAGGCAAGGCGUUUCUACUGUGACUGGGCCGGUUGCACCUAUAGCGCUGUCCAAAAGAGCAACCUUGACACCCACCGCGCGAAGCAUACGGGCGAGAAGAAGUACGUUUGCAAGGAUGACCCCAAGUGUACAUUCCGCACCGCGGACCCCGCCUCGCUAUCUCGCCACCGAAGAUAUAAGCACGGAUAUGUCCCCAAGGUCCGACGUAAACCCACAAAGUUGGUGUCCGCACAGGCUCCCUCGGGUACCUUUGUCGAGAUCGUGGUUGCCCAUCCACCCAGUCCUUCGUCCUCGACAUCGUCCGCCUACCCGGAUGAUUCCAACCCUGGCCCCGUCAACAACCCCUCGCAUAUUUCCAUACCCACCCUCUAUCACCCGCAACCCCUCGACACCCUCCAUAUUCCAGGUGGAGACGCGAACCUCGCCGAACCAAAUCUCGACGAUGUGGCGGCUUUCUUGAACCUCUGCGAGGAGGACCGUGAUUCCGAGCGACACCCACCCUUCCUGGAGUACAGUCCCCUUCCUCCGACAGUCACCUGGGAGUUCUUCCCCCACCGCGAUCUACAGAUGGGUGUUGCUUCCAAGGAGCCCACGUUCGAGGUCGUGGAUAACUACCCGCGCGUUCCGUCACCUCCUCUCUCUUCCACUCCACUCCUUACGCCUUCUCCGGAUCCGUUUAAUCCCUCUCCCACUCUCGACCAAACCUGGCUAACGGAUGGGUGGGUAGACAAUCCCCUUGGUUAUGGUUUCUAA